Xenopus laevis (African clawed frog) is the source of this 3778-nucleotide messenger RNA. RefSeq names its product cerebellar degeneration related protein 2 L homeolog (gene cdr2.L). Bases 184 to 1530 code for a protein of 448 amino acids. The record is from RefSeq and is a predicted model, not a curated record. The transcript is spliced from 5 exons. NCBI's taxonomy places the organism in Eukaryota, Metazoa, Chordata, Amphibia, Anura, Pipidae.
UCGGCUGGUUUCGGAAAACUUCGGAUGAGGAGGUGGGAGGGAGCGCAGUGUGAGCUGUCAUUAGGGAUCAGCAGAAGCCGCUGUAGCAGCAGCAGCCGCCGCCGCCGCCUGCAGCACGCGAGAAUCGCCUGGGACUGGGAGCAUCUCUCGUAGUCGUUCUCCUUGGCAGAGAAAGCAGCAGACAUGCUGACCGACAGCAACGUGGAGGAGUUCGAGAUCAAGGAGGAUGAGCCCUGGUACGACCAGCAGGACUUGCAGCAAGAUUUGCAGCUUGCUGCGGAACUGGGCAAGACAUUACUGGAUCGCAACACAGAACUAGAGGAAUCCCUGCAGCAGAUGUACAACACCAAUCAAGAACAGCUCCAAGAAAUCGAAUACCUCACCAAGCAAGUGGAGCUCCUGCGUCGGAUGAAUGAGCAGCAUGCCAAGGUGUAUGAGCAACUGGACGUCACAGCCAGGGAUCUGGAAAAUGCUAAUCAGAAGCUGGUACUGGCGAGUCGGGCUUCACAGCAGAAAAUAACAAGUUUGACAGAAACAAUAGAAAACCUGCAGCUCCAUAUAGAAGAUCUCCAGAGACAAGUGGAGGAUAUGAAGAAACCAGGCCGUGUCUGUAGCAGCCGCGAGAGGUCUGACCAAUCAAAAUCAACCCACAGCUUUUCCAAUCUGAAGGAGCUGUAUGAUCUGCGCAAGUAUUUUGUUUAUGACCAUGUUUUUGCUGAAAAGAUAGCAUCUCUGCAUUCUCAGCCGGGACCGCUCGAGGAUGAAAACAGUCAAAUAAAAAAGGCCCUGUCUCUCCUGGAGAGCCAGCUGAGCCUAGAACGCAAGAAGAGAGAGAGCCUGGAAGAGGAAUACAGUCAGGUAGUUAAAGAGAAUUCCGAGCUGGAACAGAUGCUCAGAGACAGGGAUUUAUUCCAUGCCCGGGCUGAAGAACUGGAGGCCGAGGUGGCCGAAAUGCGCCAGAUAUGUCGCUCAGACAGCAUGUUUGCCAGCAGCGUGGAAAAGCUCAUACCAGAGUCCAUCCUGAUCUCAUUCAAGGAGACGGCAGACCAAGAUGCUGAUCAAGAAGUGAUAGCACAAUUGUUAGAUGUGAAUAAAAAGCCUUUAAAGAGAAGCAACAGUGAGAUGCUUCUUCCCAGGGAAGCUGCUGCCGAAACCAUUCUAAACGGCCACGAAGAGACUUGUAUUAGGAGGACCCAGGUGAUAAAGCAAAGGGGCAUCUCUUUGCUCAACGAGGUAGACUCACAGUACAGUGCUCUGAAAGUUAAAUACGAGGAACUGCUUCAGAAGUGCCAGCUGGAUGAUGAUGGUUUCAGUGGUGUUCAGAGCUCUAAGACUUCUACUGUGAAAUCUCCGUCAGAAGAGUCACCACCCAAAGAUCUAGAACUUUCCAGCCAUAAGGUUGUGGCUCCUGAGCCUCAGCCAGAAUACAAGGUUCUCUUCCAGGAGAUAUUUACCUCUAUAAAGAAAACCAGAGAGGAAAUCCACGUACAAAGAACUAAGUACAAAUAUCCCAAUGCAGCAAGUUGUUAGUUCCACCGCCCCUUUCCCAUUAACAGUGUUUCCCAUUCCAUCUUAUGACUAUAAACACAACUGCCAGUCAUAUUCAGUUAAUUGCCCCCAAAUAUACUUCCUUUUGGAAGAUAUGCCACACAAUUUAGCCGAGAGCAAUUCAGUUAUCUCACUAGCUGAUUCUCUAAGCAAUUUCAUGAGGUUCACCAACAAUCUAGAAUUAUGGUUGACCUUGGAGAAGGAAGCCAAGUCCCCCCCCCCAAGGCCUACACACAACUUAUAUAAAGAUUUAUGGGGUUGUGUAAUAAAAGACACCAUGUUUGCCCAGGAGCAGUAACCAAUCAGCAGUCAGCAUUUACAGGUCACCUGUUUAAAAAAAAAAAAAACCUCUUAUUGGUUGCUAUGGGUUACUGCCCCUGGGCAAACCAAGUGCCUUUUAUUACAUAUGGGGUUUGGUUCAUACUUAAAAGAUAAAGUAAACUAGUAACAAGCAUACAUAUGAUGGAAAUUAAAGUUCCCUAUACUGCAUGAUAAGCACAUAUUCUGUACUGUAUUUAUGCAUGAGAGCAGUAUAGGGGCUGACCCGAGAGAGGUUAUACCUGUGUAUAUCAUAUGUCUUUGUAGUAUUAUUAUAGGCUGAUAUUGCAGGAACAAAGUAGCUAUUUUUUUCUGAAGGAAUUUUGUUUAUACUGUGAACAGCAUUAAAAAAAAAAAAAAGCAUAGAGAAACUGCACUUGCUGCAAGUUUUCAAGGUCCCCUCCCUUAUUUUAUAUACCAACUGAAUAUAUAUAGAUAGAUAUAAUCUCUUAACGACUCAGGCCUCACACUCCCAUGUGGCUUUUAAUUAAGUAUUUAUUUAAUGUUUCAUACUAUUAUUAUUAUUUUUGACAGAAAACCAUAAUAACUUCAGUUAUGGUCUCAGAUUGAGAUCAGUCAGUAUAUAUACGGUAUAUUUUUUUUUAUGCGUUUUUUUUUUUUUUAAGGGGAGACAAAAUUCCUGCCUGUUUAGCCUGGAAAUACACCAAAAUUGUUGUGGUGCAUUUUUGAAGCCCACUUAAAGGCAGAAAUAUUAUUUCAAGAAGAACAUAGGCAUACUGGUCACAUGCACAAGGUGAAGCUCUAUGUACGACCUCCCAGGCACCUCCGAUUUUUCUCAGUCAUUCUAUGUUAUCUUGUAGGUAGAGAAUGUGAGCAGGAAACGAGGGGUGCUACAACACUUCUGUCAGUCUCUCCAAAAACAGUAAUUACAAUUUAAGUAUUUCAACUUUUUGAUAUUAUUUUAUAUAAUUACUCAACUUUAAAAAAAAAUAAAUAAGCUUUAGUUAUUAUUUUUCGGGUAUUUUUCUACUUUAGUGCAGUUAUGCUAUUUGGGGGAGUCCCACUAUAUUAGAUUUUGAAUUUGUUGCCUCCUAAGUCCUAAAUAAAGAGAUAGAAAACCCACAUCCUGCGAUUACAUGUGAGAAUAGUGCUACAAGGGAAACAUUAUGUGCUAUACAAACGGGCGUUUUUUCCUGCGCUCCGCUUUCUUCCGUUCAGCCGCAGGAGUAGACGCACUCAAUUACUGUGAAGGGGGCUCUACUCGCACAGAUGCAUGCAUGCGCCGAACACAGAUGAAAUGCAACAUGCUGCGUCCCACCUGCGUGUGGCGCUUACAUGCGUCUGUGUGAGUACAGCCCCCUUCACAAUAAUUGAGUGCGUCUACUCCUGCGGCUGAACAGAAGAAAUCACAACGCAGGAAGCGCAGGCAAAACCGCCAGUGUGUAAGAGCCAUGAGUUAGAGCAGGCCAGGAGAACUGGCCAUGGAAACUAUUCUAUGCAGUUUGUCAUUUUAAAAAAGAGAUAUUUUCGAAGGACAAAGUUUUAAAGUGCUGUUCCGGUGAUUACAUUGCCUAAACAAAAAACGAAACUGUUGCACUGAGAAUGCUUUAUGUCUCUCAAUCAGAGUAGGUUAUGUGAAAUAGAGACUGUGUUACUAACAAGUUGUUAGUUGUAUGUUGUUAUUGUAGUUGGUGGAACCAAAAAAAAAAAAUUUAGACAAAAAAUGGAUAUGGAAUUUAAUGUUUGAAGAGAAAUGUUUGGCUUUCUGAAGGUGUUAAGUAAAAGAAAUGUGAGGGGAAAAGUAUGUUUGGAAUAGAUUGGAAUGGUAGUCUGAGCAUGACUAAAGAGAGAAGGGGAGCAGAGCUGUUUCUAUUUGAUGUUUAUUGAUUCUGACAUAUCUGUAGUGUACAUUGCAAGUGUGUCUGUAUCCCCUGGGAAUGGAGAUACUACA